Tupaia belangeri chinensis (Chinese tree shrew) is the source of this 1974-nucleotide messenger RNA. RefSeq names its product ALG12 alpha-1,6-mannosyltransferase (gene ALG12). Gene Ontology annotation, cellular component: endoplasmic reticulum membrane. The record is from RefSeq and is a predicted model, not a curated record. Gene Ontology annotation, molecular function: alpha-1,6-mannosyltransferase activity. The coding region runs from base 363 to 1832 and encodes 489 amino acids. The transcript is spliced from 10 exons. NCBI's taxonomy places the organism in Eukaryota, Metazoa, Chordata, Mammalia, Scandentia, Tupaiidae. Gene Ontology annotation, biological process: protein N-linked glycosylation.
GCCCGUGGCGGCCAUCUUUACUUCGGGCAGAGAGCGCGCUCCUUCGCGACAGCGGCCCUCGACGGCCAUGUUAGGUUGGGGCAGGGCCUUCCUUCUCAGUGCUCCGUUUCCACUGCGCCGCUUCCGCCGAGGGCAGCGCGUGCGACGCGCUCCGAGGAAAGGCGCCGUAGUAGGGAGAGUUUGCAGGAGUUAAGACAGUCGUUCACGGAGCUCCUGCUGGCCCGUUGCCAGAUCUCCCGGUGGCGAACUCCAGCGUGGUUUUGGAACUUACACAUCGCGUUUUUUUCAAAUGCCCGAAGUGGCAGGCUAGUGGGCAUCUCUCACCUGUGGUCCCGUGAAGGGGCAGGACGAUCGAGUCCCCCAUGGCUGGGAAGAGGUUCUCGGGCAGGCAGUCCCUGCUGCUGGGGCUGCUCAUUGCUGUGGGCACUGUCCACCUCAUCGCCUGUCCCUACACCAAGGUAGAGGAGAGCUUCAACCUGCAGGCAGUGCACGACCUGCUCUAUCACCGGCUGGACCUGGGGCAGUACGACCACCAUGAGUUCCCCGGCGUCGUGCCCAGGACGUUCCUCGGGCCGCUGCUGCUUGCAGCGCUCUCCAGCCCUGUGGUGUCUGCGCUGUCGCUGCUGGAGGUGUCCAAGUUUUAUUCUCAGCUGACAGUCAGAGGGAUCCUCGGACUCAGCGUGAUCUGUGGGCUGUGGACACUACAGAAAGAAGUGCGGCGGCAAUUUGGGGCCACGGUAGCCUCCCUGUUCUGCUGGGUGACUGCCACGCAGUUCCACCUGCUGUUCUACUGCUCACGCACACUCCCCAACGUGCUGGCCCUCGCCGUGGUCCUCCCGGCGCUCGCUGCCUGGCUGCAGUGCAGGUGGGUGCGCUUCGUCUGGCUCUCGGCCUUCGUGACUGUCGUCUUCAGGGCCGAGCUGGGCCUGUUCCUGGGGCUCCUGCUGCUGCACGCGUGGCUCGCCGGGAAGGUGACUGUGCGCGGGGUACUCGCUCACGCCAUCCCUGCCGGUGUGCUCUGCCUGGGACUGACGGUCGCUGUGGACUCCUACUUCUGGCAGUACCCUGUGUGGCCGGAAGGAGAGGUGCUUUGGUACAACACAGUUCUGAACAAGAGCUCCAACUGGGGUACCUCCCCGCUGCUGUGGUACUUCUACUCGGCCCUGCCCCGUGGCCUAGGGUGCAGCCUGCUAUUCGUGCCCCUGGGUGCCGUGGACAGGCGGUGCCGUGCACUGACUCUGCCGUCCCUGGGCUUCGUGGCACUGUACUCUCUGCUCCCACACAAGGAACUGCGCUUCGUCAUCUACGCCUUCCCGGCCCUGAACGUGGUGGCCGCCAGGGGCUGCUCCCACCUGCUGAACAACUCUCAGAAGUCUUGGCUAUAUAAGACGGGGUCUCUGCUCGUGCUCGCCCACCUCGUGCUCAACGCCGCACUCACAGCCACGUCCCUCUACGUCUCCCAUUUCAACUACCCCGGCGGCGUCGCCAUGCAGAGGCUGCAUGAGCUGGUGCCCGCCCGGACAGGUGUACGUCUGCACAUCGACGCGGCUGCUGCCCAGACAGGUGUGUCUCGCUUUUUGCAAGUCAACGACGCUUGGAGGUAUGACAAGCGGGAAGACCUACAGCCCGGGGAGCCGGGCAUGCUGGCCUACACGCACCUGCUCAUGGCGGCAGCCCCUGGGCCCCAGGCCCUUUACAGGGAUACACACCGGGUCCUGGCCAGCAUCGUGGGCACCACAGGUGUGAGUUUGAACCUGACCAAGCUGCCUCCCUUUGACGUCCACCUGCAGACAAAGCUGGUGCUGCUGGAGAGGCUUGCCAGGCCAUCCUAAGGGACUGCAGGGCCAGGCUCUGGCCCUGCUCAGACCACAUGGAGACAGACCAGAGACCUACACGCCUCCACCCAGGACCAUCCCUGAGAUUCACAGCUUGGGAGGAUGAGGGCCCAGGGCCCGAUGGUGUCUGUGACCAGUG